Serendipita indica DSM 11827 is the source of this 1209-nucleotide messenger RNA. The record is from the annotation of a GenBank genome assembly. Lineage: Eukaryota; Fungi; Basidiomycota; Agaricomycetes; Sebacinales; Serendipitaceae.
AUGUCCACAAAUCUUCCGGACCUACUGUCUCGCUGCUCAGCACUCUACGAAUUGCGCCUUGUGUUAGAGGAUGUCUUGGGGUUUGGAGAGCGGGUCAUUGAGGAUUUAAAGAGGACGAGUCCGCCAAUAUUGGCUCUCCGUAUCCGAGACGGAAUAUCAGGCGGCAGUGCUGUGCGAGAGUUGCUGCAAGUAUGGCCCACCCUCAAACAUCUAUCUCUUCGGAGCACAAGUUUCGCGCAAUCGGCUCCCGAAGACGACGAGCCUUCCCCUCCUUUCCAUCUCUACGAGUUUCGAUGGGAGGGAAUACGACCCCUGUCCGUUCAAUCUCUACUUUGGUUGCUAAACUAUGACCAAGGGAGAUUGAAUGGGGCUCAUCUCCGCGUCCUUCAUCUCGCAUCCAUGCCGGAGAACGAUCACGAUGGAGAAUUAGCAAGCUAUUACGGCCGAUUCCUACAUUCGUUACGGAUUCCGCACCCCAAUAGGAGACUUUUGGAAUCUGCUCAACAAAUCAGAGAGCUGGUGCUCUUUGACCAUAAAGACAUUACUCGCGAGUUACUGCGAUCGUUACCUCCAGAAGUCCAACACAUUGCAUUCUCAAUUCAAGAUUUCCCUUCGGACUCGGUGGAGAACAUUCUAAUGAUGCGCGAUAGACAGUUUCUAAAGAACCUGCGCGUUAUCAGUGUCUACCGCCAAUCAAUCAAGCCCUGGCCGGUCUACUGGGACCGGCUAGUUGCUCGCGCAGAAGCACUGGGGAUCCUGAUGGUGAGACAGGAGCAUCGAGGGCUUCUCGUAGGUGGAACCGAAGACCUCGUGGCGACAACCAGCUUUCCACGGCGUGUCACUAUACGCCAAUUUGAUCGCAUGGCGGCUGCUGUGAACACACUUCCGGCUAUUUAUACUGAGGUGGACAGUAGAGAUCAAGGGUUUCAGCUACUGGCGCCGCCUGAACGAUCUCGCGAAUCCCUCUCGAACCGAUCCGGUAACUCGGGAUCACGGAACUCGCCAUCGACACAUGGACAUAGGACUAUUCACCUCGACGAGCCUUCCCAUGCACCACGUCAGUGGGAUUACGUUUACGACAAACCGCUAGAACCUAUCAAGUUGGACGAUCCGGUGGACCUACAAGCGAGUCACCAGAGUCGUUGGGGAACAAUCCGACGCUCUAUCGAUGCAUUCAAGACUCGUGUGAAGGAGACCCGCGCGAAAUAG